ACUAUCUAUGAAUUAAUCUUUUAAAGGCUUGGCACGCUGAGACUUAAAGUGCUGUAAAUUGGCAAAACGAAUUAAAAACGCUUUAAGUAUAUUUCAGAAUUAGGAUUGUUUUAAUUUAAGAAAGUCAUUCAAUUCGCAUAUACCUCGCAAUAUGCGCAAACGCUUAAAUACGCCGCAGUUUGCUCCUUCUCGCAUACCGUAUUUAUUACCGGUCAAGCUAGCUUACUGCGUUACGCUUUACAGCAACGAAACAACAGACAAUAGUUCGUUUUCCCAAUUUAUAUUGUUAUAUCGUUUGCGCAAAUUAUAUUUUCUUCUGGCGGCAAUCGACAACAAUUGCUCGAUGACGCAUUCAAUCAAAUGCACACGUAAACGCGACUUUACUAGAUUAUCGCUCCUUAUUUGUUAUCUGAACGUCUUUGUGCAUUGUUGUUACCUUGACCUGCGUUAAUGAACAGUCACAGAAGUUGCACGUCAUUCACCAAUAUUUGCUGUUGGAAAACAUGGUGGUCGAUCUUUGCCAGCCACACUUCAAUACGAGCAUAAGUUGCAAUAAGUUGUGUGCAGAUGGUUACGAUGUCACAAACCUUAUAUCAGCGGAUCCUACUGUGCAAAGGCGGGGCUUCAAGCUGGAGUACUUUUUACGUCCUCCUGUGCAGGUAACGUUAAGGUUCGGCUUCCGGGUGGAGCUGUGCAGAAUAGAUGUGGAGCUAUGGCCUUGGGGCAUGGACCGAGGACAGUGCAGCAAGAGACUGGAGAUCAGCACCAGCUCUGAUCCGCUUACUCCUCGGAAUUUUGGCCAGGAUCAGUUUAAAAAUGGCCUCCGGGAGGAGCAGAAGAGCAGAAAGCAAGAGGAACCCCGUCAAGCUCGUCAGUCGAAUGGCCAUCAGUGGACUCUCCAGGCUCAAAGGUGGGGUGGGAAGGCUCCAGAUGUGUCUCAGCAAAAGCCUCAGACUCAAUCAGGCAGUUCUGAGCAAGACUUUAAACUGGUGGGCCGUUGUGAGCUCAAGGAGGAAACCAAAGUUAGUUUCUCCCGUCCUCCUUUUCAACUGCGGCCCCCCUUUGUGCGCCCGCCUCCUCCUCGGCCCAGCGACAGUCGGCAAGAAGAACUGUGGAGCCGAGGACACCUUUCCUUGACUUCCGUCACGCAGCUCCGCGUGACACUGCCUUUCGGCGGCUCGGCGUCCGCUCUGGGUCUCAAGGCUUUGGCGGUUUGGGGGCUGCCGGCUCGUUGCUGCCCCCCGGAGGAAGUUGAGAGGAUUGAGCACGCCCACAAAGCCAGUCAAAGAUCACGAUGCGGCCAUGUCCCAGCAACUGUCAAUCAAAUCAAGCAGUCCUGCUCAGACACACCGAGCGCAGAAUGUCUCAAUUCAAUCCCAGAGGAGUUCCUUGACCCCAUCACCCAGGAAGUAAUGUCGCUUCCCAUGCUCCUCCCAAGUGGCGUGUCAGUGGACAGCACCACCCUGGAGGAGCACCAGAAACGGGAAGCCUCGUGGGGGAGACCAAGGAGCGACCCUUUCACCGGCGUCCCCUUCUCCGCCACCUCCCAGCCACUCCCCAAUCCUCAGCUGAAAAGACGAAUCGACCACUUCGUCCUGCAGAACGGCGGCGCGAGGAGGGACGGGAUGACAGGGAGAAGUGGGGAGACAGAAAAGCCAAACGCCUCCAGGUUGAUUGGCUCUUUGGCGGCAAAUAUAAUAGAGGACAACGUAACGGGACAGUCGUCAGAUUCUGGAAACAUUCCAUCCGACUCGAAGCUUUACAACAAAAACACAGCGCUAAAUCGUAACGGCGGGAGGAAACGACACCUGAGUGGAUCAGAGGCAGCUGUGCCACAGCUACUACCUCAAGCCAAACAACCAAGAAGUCACACAACACCAGGGCCAAGCAGCAGCAGCAGCAGCAGCGGUGGCUCGCAUGAGCAACAUCUGUCAUCCAGCCUGGAUGAUGCCCUCAUAGCCGUCUUAAAGGGGAGACCCUCCUUUACGUCAAACUUAUCCACGCGGGGGACUGGCGCUCCUCCCACCGGGUCAGUGGAGGCCUCAACUGUACGACAGGCUACUGCUGCAGGCGAGAGGACGUGCUCAUCUUGUUCCUGCGCGCUCUCCCCAUACUCGAUGCCGGCAUCACCAGUUUACCGGCUCCUCUGCGGCCACUUGCUGUGCCGCCCCUGCCUCCAAAGUAACUCGGCACCUGCGCUCAACUCCAUCACCACCACCACAUCCUCCGCCUGCUUCCUGUGUGCAACCUGCCGAACCCCCUCGUCUCGCAGCGACAUCCUCCGCGUGCAUCACUAGCCUGCCCGGAGACAGUACAAGGCGGAGGCACGGAAACGGUGUUUGUCCUUGUUCAUCGCUACGUUCUCAGGCGUACAGAGGACGUCAAGAAGUAUUGCGUAAAACUGUUGAGGCGAAAAAAAAUAGAUGAUUGUCCUCUUCUUUCUCUUUUUCUAGUCCAUUCAUUGAACACUGCAGCCUUGGUUCAGGCACCUUGUGGACACACAAAGGGGCUUGAGGAUAGUGAAGCGUCACCAGGGUCUAAAUGCACAAAGAUGAAAGCACGGAGGCUGAGGCUUCACAAGAUGUUGACCUUCUCAUGCCGCACAUCCUCCAUUGGACAUUUCAACUGCUAUUUUGGACAGUUGGAAGAAUAAAUGCGGAAUUUAGGUCAAUUGCAGAAAUUAAAUCCGAUUUUAAGAUCUAAUGAUUUUGGCCAUUUUGUGCUGACAACCACUCCACAGGUAUGCCGUGUCUGUCCUCCUUCAGAGCUGCCACCGAGCGUGCAAAAAGAUGCAGUCACAAAAGACUUGUAUAUUACAACCACGUUGACAAACAUGUUGGUCUCCAUGACAACAUCAAGUAUAAUCAAGGUUGUGAUCUUGCAUCCGCUCUUGGAGAGCUGCAUGCAAAAUGGUGUCUUAUAAGAACAAUAAUAUAACCUGAGCUUUCUUUUGUUCAAUGUAGUAAAUAAAUAUUCAACCUUUUUAUAUUUUA
Syngnathus typhle (broad-nosed pipefish) is the source of this 2993-nucleotide messenger RNA. It is a transcript of the gene ubox5, whose product is annotated as U-box domain containing 5. Gene Ontology annotation, cellular component: nucleus. Bases 504 to 2297 code for a protein of 597 amino acids. Gene Ontology annotation, molecular function: ubiquitin protein ligase binding; ubiquitin-ubiquitin ligase activity. NCBI's taxonomy places the organism in Eukaryota, Metazoa, Chordata, Actinopteri, Syngnathiformes, Syngnathidae. Gene Ontology annotation, biological process: protein polyubiquitination. The record is from RefSeq and is a predicted model, not a curated record. The transcript has 7 exons.